GGCCGGGUCGGGCAUGGCGGGCCGGGCGCGCGGCCUCUACCGCCGCCUGCUGCGGCUGCACCGGGCGCUGCCGCCGGCGCUGCGGGCGCUGGGAGACCGCUACGUGCGCGACGAGUUCCGGCGGCACCGGGCGGUCGGCCCGGCCGAGGCCCAGCGCUUCCUGCGGGAAUGGGAGGACUAUUCAGCAACACUGUGGCAGCAAGUCAGUGAAGAAGGACAACACUCAAGUGAAAAGGCUCGGUUUGGAACUCACCUUUCAGAAGAGAAGCUUAAUCACUUUCGUGGUGAACAGAUUGGACAGCUACAAGAACUGAUGCAGGAAGCUACUAAGCCUAAUAAGCAAUUUAAUAUUUGUAAUGACUCAGAACAGAAGAAUUAAUUUUGGUUUUUUUUUCCUAAAAUGCACAUAAAAGCAGUUCAUGGAGCCUUCUUUUUCAAUUGGAAUAGAAUCUGACUAUUAAAAAUGAAAGAUGAUGAUAAUGAUACAUAGUUCUUUAUUUUACAUCUGACUUGCGGGCAUGCAGGGGGAAAUGUUGAAAUUCCCAUUAUGUUAAUUAUGGCAUGUAUUUGCACUUAGUGGGCCUUAGAAAACUUGCUGAUGCUUAAAGGUUUUCUAACAUUAAAAUUGGCACCCUUUAGAAUAAACUGUUUCAUGGCCUCAUGCUUGGUUUUUGGGUUUUAGUCUUUGCUGAAACAUACUAUCUUUAAUGGUUUGUAUGCUGUCUACUCUUCUGAUAUGGAUUUGGUACUUAUUAGUAUGCUACUGAUUAGAUUUAACUGCACUGGAAAUAAAUAAACCAUGUUUAGAAGAAUGUGGCAUUCUUUCAUGUGAAUGUUUGGUUUUAUCCCUUGAGUUGUACUGGGAAAUUUACCUCAAAACAAAGAAUAUCUAUCCUGCAUUAUAAAAUUCACCCCGAUUGAAGCCAUUGGCUUAUGAGUCAAAUUAAUUCAGGAUUUUUCAAAUCUAGGCUCAAUGAAACUAUCAAUUCAAAGCUUAAUUUCUUGAAAUCAUGCUGUUUUACAGAUAUUUUGUACCUAAUAAUUCUUUAACUGAAGCGUAUAUGCUAAAUUUUAUACAAUUAAAAUGCAAAGAAGCUUAAAGGCUUAGUAUCAUCCCAUAUUAUUUAUUCUACGUUUAGAUUUUUGUAAUUGCUGUAAUAACAAAUUCCCUUUUUAUAAUAUUUUAUAAAUAAUAAGUAACAGCAAGAGAUCAUUGUUCGACAAACUUCAAUGGAAACAAAUAUUACUUUUCUAAGACAAUCUGGGCAUGUCUACAUGAGACGCAUAAUGCUCUGAAGACUAAUUUUACUGCUUAUUCUCAUGGCAGGCAAAAACCAUGCUAAUACACAGUAGGUGCCACAAAAAAAGUAUUCUUCUGAACCCAGCAGUCUUUCCUGCUCAAGUGCAGGGAGCUGGACCUGAUGAUCUCGUGAGGUCUCUUCCAGCCCCUAACAUCUAUGAAUCUGUGAAUUUGUGCUGAUGCACAGUAGCACUGAUUACGGUGCUGAACAUGCCAUAAUUGCAGUGCAUUAAUGAACGUGUAGAUGCAGCCAGAGUACCCAUUCUAACACUCACCUCAGUGUGAUAAGCUUUCUUUUUAAAAAAAAAAAAAAAAGUCCUCCUAUCCCUUUAAACACAUGUGCACACACACACACUUUUCUUUUCAGCAUUCAUAAUCAGUCUUUUAUUAUUGUUGUUGUUUUGUUUCUGGAUCUUACAUUUGUUAUUUAUGUUGAUUACAACACUGACAGUUAUUGUAUUUCCAGAUACCUUACACUGUAUGUACAUGCGAUUGUUCUAGGGGCUAAUUCUGUAUAUAUAAAGGGCUUAGUCUGUC
Alligator mississippiensis (American alligator) is the source of this 1837-nucleotide messenger RNA. RefSeq names its product succinate dehydrogenase complex assembly factor 3 (gene SDHAF3). NCBI's taxonomy places the organism in Eukaryota, Metazoa, Chordata, Crocodylia, Alligatoridae. Gene Ontology annotation, cellular component: mitochondrion; mitochondrial intermembrane space. Gene Ontology annotation, biological process: succinate metabolic process; mitochondrial respiratory chain complex II assembly. The record is from RefSeq and is a predicted model, not a curated record. Bases 14 to 379 code for a protein of 121 amino acids. The transcript has 2 exons.